UUUUAAUAUGCAGUGUGUGAUAUAAAUGUAAUUAUGUCUUUGUAUGUUGAGAGAGUGAUUCAGUAGGUGAGUGUGUGUGUGUGUGUGUGUGUGUGCAGCAGCUGAGGAGAUAUGUCAACAAAGAGUCUGGCGAAAGAGCUGGGUCUGAUCAGGAAGAGAAGUCAUUCAACUGGAGCUCGCCAGCGUCCUUCUGCCUGCAAGCAGCGCUUCUCUUUCCUGAUGGUCAUUGACUUUGAGUCCACCUGCUGGAGAGAGAAGAGCAGCUGUGGUCAGGAGAUCAUUGAGUUCCCGGCGGUGCUGCUGAACGUGUCGAGUGGAGCGGUGGAGUCAGAGUUUCACUCGUAUGUUCAGCCGCAGGAGCACCCAGCUCUCUCAGACUUCUGUACGGAGCUCACCGGCAUCACACAGGACCAGGUGGACUCCGCCCCUCCGCUCCACGUCUGUCUGUCAAAAUUCAGUCGUUGGCUGCAGAGCCUCCAGCAGGAGAAGGGUGUGGUCUUCCAGACGGACAGCACAGGCCCCGCCCCCACCGGACAGCCCUGUGCCUGUGUCACAUGGUCAGACUGGGAUCUGGGAGUCUGUCUGCUGUAUGAGUGCAAACGGAAGCAGCUGAGUGUUCCUGAAGCUCUGAAGAGCUGGAUCGACCUGAGAGCCACUUACAGGCUCUUCUAUAACAGGAAGCCCAAAGGUCUGAGAGGAGCUCUGCUGGACCUCGGCAUCCAGUUCACAGGAAGAGAGCACUCAGGUCUGGUGGAUGCCAGGAACACGGCUCUGCUAGCGCACCGGAUGAUGACCGACGGCUGUCUGCUGACUCUCACCAAGACUCUGAGGAGGGCGCCGCUGAAGCCCAGACCGGUGUGUGUGAGCGUCUCCAGUGAGCGUCCCUCAGCGCAGCAGCAGACGAGUGUGUGUCGGUCUCUGGUGUGGCCCCGCACCGUCCUGUCCUGCACACACACCCCGUCCAGAGCCCCGGGGGCCCUCAGCGCCCUCGCUGCGCUCUCGGACACCACCUACGACCCCGAGGCCUCCGACGCCUGCUGGAGAGACGGAGUGCUGCUGACUGAGGAGGAGGAGCCGGGCCGUGAUGACACGCCUCUGGGGGCGGAGCCUGGCGCUGUCCAGCGCAGAGCCUCCAGCUGCUCCGGUGUGUUUAAGGCCCCCAGAGCGCCCCGGCCCCUCUCUCGCUCGUUCAGUGUGUACACAGACCCUCCGGCCGGCGCUAAGAUCACGGCUCCUCUGUGUGUCUGCGGCCGCAGGGCCCGGCGUCUGACCGUCAACAACCGAGGACCCAACCACGGCCGGGCCUUUUACAGCUGCCCCGUCAGACGCCGGGCCUGCGGCUUCUUCAGGUGGUCCGGCUCACAGAACCUCCUCAGACCACCACAGACCUGCUCCAGACGCCUCGGGAGCUGCGACCUCUGACCUUUCCCACCUUUUAAUGUAUUCUUUCUGUUUUUGGGGAGAAUAUGAACAGAGAGUGAUGAUCUGAGAAUAGUGUAGUGCUGAAACGGUGUACUGUAUGAUUUAUGAGGAGAGCUGGCCUCUUGAAUUGUGUCUUUGUGUUUUAACAAAACCUGUUUGUAUAUAAAUAAAACAUGUUUGAAAACA
Puntigrus tetrazona (Sumatra barb) is the source of this 1608-nucleotide messenger RNA. It is a transcript of the gene eri2, whose product is annotated as ERI1 exoribonuclease family member 2. The record is from RefSeq and is a predicted model, not a curated record. The transcript has 9 exons. Gene Ontology annotation, biological process: exonucleolytic trimming to generate mature 3'-end of 5.8S rRNA from tricistronic rRNA transcript (SSU-rRNA, 5.8S rRNA, LSU-rRNA). The coding region runs from base 112 to 1422 and encodes 436 amino acids. Gene Ontology annotation, molecular function: nucleic acid binding; zinc ion binding; 3'-5'-RNA exonuclease activity. Lineage: Eukaryota; Metazoa; Chordata; Actinopteri; Cypriniformes; Cyprinidae.